AUGCCGGGUUUAGGGAAAACUACAUUGGCUGAAAAAGUUUACACAGAUCAAUCUGUCUCGCGCCAUUUUCAGGUUCGUGCCUGGACUGUCGUGUCCCAAAAAGUGGACAAAAGAAGAGUGUUCCUGGACCUCUUGGCUCAAAUUGAUCCCAGUAAAUGUUCUGAGGCGACUAGUAGUUCUGAUGCAACUACACAAGAUUUAGCAGAAAAGUUGUGGCGAAGUUUGAAGGGAAAGAGAUACCUAAUAGUUUUGGAUGAUGUAUGGGAUGUCGCAGCAUGGCUGAGCUUGGAAGAAUCAUUCCCAAAUGAUUCAAAGGGAAGCAGAAUAAUAAUGACUAGUCGUCAUCAUGAUGUUGCUUCUCUUGGUAUGCUCGAUGAAAGUCCUCAUGAACUUAAGCCCCUCAAUAAAGAUGAGAGCCUUGAUUUGAUCCAAAGGCAGUUAUUUGGUGGAAAUGGUUGGCCUGCUGAAUUAGUUGAUCUUGGAACGCAAAUCUAUGUCAUUUCAGGCGGACUACCUCUCAUACUAGUGAUCGUAACUGGUAUUCUAAAAUCCAUAAUGCCAGGGAAUUGGAAGAAGGUUCUGGAUGAUAUAAACCCUGGCAAGUUACAAGAACAUUGCAUGGAAACACUGGAUCUGAGUUACAGACAUUUGCCGGAUCAUUUGAAGCCAUGCCUUCUUUAUUUUGCGGCAUUUCAAGAAGAUGAAAAUGUCUCAGUCAAGAGUUUGCUUCAGUUAUGGAUGGCGGAAGGGUUUGUGCGGGAAUUUGGGAUGAAACGCCCGGCUGAUGUUGCUGAAGAGUACCUGAAUGAUUUAAUUAACAGAAGCUUAGUUAUUCCUACCCAGCGAAAAUCCAUUGGUGGAGUCAAAACAUGCCGCAUCCAUGACUUGGUUCACGAAUUUUGUUUGCAGAAAUCAAAAAGUGAGCAGUUUUUCCAUUUCCUAGAAGGAGGGAACGAUGCGCUGCUAGCAUUUAAUGAGCCACGCUACCUACGGAGGUUAUGCAUUCACUCAAAUACAGAACAAUUCGUAGAGGCGAAGGUAUAUUGUUCUCAUGUUCGCUCUCUGCGUUUCAAGAAUUUUGAUGAAGAAUGGUUUUUUGGAGAUGCCUCAUUCAUAAUGCGUAUUAGCAAGUUUCUAAGGGUGUUGGAUACAGAGCAAGUUUGUUUAUAUUGGAAGAUUCCAAGUGAAAUCGGACUACUUGUUCAGUUGACCUACCUGGCAAUUGCAUGCUCAUCAAUCCCACAAUCAAUUGGUAAUCUCUCUAACUUAGAAACUGUCAUUCUGAACCCAUAUAGUUUCCAGUGCAUUCUUCUUCCAAACAGCUUCUGGAAUCUACAGAAACUGAAGCAUUUUUACAUAAGAAGCAAAAACUCUGCGUUUAGAGUAAUUUUACCGCAGGAAAAGCUUGACAGUUCAUCUGAUCUAUUUGGUCUGGAUAAGAUUUCUGGUUUGUAUAUUUCUCCUGAAUGCAUGGAUGGAGUCAUGAAAAAACUUCCAAACAUUCGUAGGCUGAAAUUUAGAAUUCCUGAUGAGUACGGAACAGGAAAUGUUGAGAUAGUAGUUCCUAACUUUUUGAGUAAGUUAGAGUCACUUCAUAUAAGGGUAGAUGAUCUUCCUAGCGCCAUGUUUGAGUUUACUUUGCCAGAGAAUCUGAGGAAAUUGACAUUGGUACGAUUUAAUUUGUCCAAAAGGUGUCUUUCAAGCCUUGGCACGCUGGCAAACCUGGAAGUCCUCAAGUUAGAGGGCGUCCAUUUUGAAGGAAACACAUGGAAAUUGAAAGAGGGGGGUUUCUCUAAGCUUAGAAUUUUGAAAUUGCGUUCCAGAAACCUACGCUUGUGGAGUAGUCCUGACGAGGAUCAAUUGGUUUCUCUUGAGAAGUUGCAUUUGUACGACUGCUCAAAUUUAGAAGAGAUGCCUUCUUGUCUACAAAGCAUUGCAAUGCUUCAGAUUAUCGAGGUUAUUUACUGUCCGAGGUCUGUAGUAGAGUUGGUGGAAAACAUUGAGGAAGCACAGAUUGACUAUGGAAAUUUAGAUUUGAAAAUCAUCACUCGCCGGUCCUGUUGA
Messenger RNA from Oldenlandia corymbosa var. corymbosa, 2064 nucleotides. The record is from the annotation of a GenBank genome assembly. Lineage: Eukaryota; Viridiplantae; Streptophyta; Magnoliopsida; Gentianales; Rubiaceae.